CUCCACUACGUACCACCGCCGCUAGCCCACCACUCCCUUCCCCUCGCUUCUGUGUGUGUGUGUGACUCGACUCAACCCGGUCCCCUCAGUGUAGCCUCAACCCUCGUGCGUGGCGGCGGCAGUGCUCUCGUCCGCUGUAGUGUUCGCUAGUGUCCGUCAGCGUUCGUUCCUCCGCAGUGAUUGAUACCAUAUAAGAAACACAAUAGUGGGCGUUAUGUUGGAGCACAAAGCGUAAACCUUCCAGUGGUGCGGACACCUUAACAUGGAAGCCCCGAACAGUGGCCGGACGCUAUGGUAACUUUCUCGUUCGAGGCCAGCGGUGAUAACGUCCCCACCAUGGCUGGAGGCUUUCCCCGCAGCUGCUCCUGGUCCGUCACCCCCGCCACCCCGCCCGUGGCCACCCUCUCGCCCCCCGAGCAGCCUCCGCACGCCAGGGAGGGGGGCCACCGCAGCAGGUGUUACAAUGACCUCUUCGAGAAGCGUGCCAGCGUGUCCAUGGUGAUGAGCGCCCUCCGCAGCCCCACGCGCCCCGAGGCCCACGUCCCGCGCUCGGACCGCAGCCCGCGCCGCUCCCUGGGCGCCGUGUGGCGCGUGUCCUCCUCCAGCCCCGCGCGCCAGCUGGGGGCCUGGCUGGGGCGGCGGCCGCGCUCCUUCGCCGGCACGGAGGACACGCACGUGGCGUCCCUCUACAGCAGCGGCCACACCCUCGCGCCGCCCACCUCGCCCGUACCGUCCCUCUGCUCCUCCUCCCCCGAGCCCCCGUCACCCCUGGACGCCUCGGGGGGGCAGCACCUGUACGGGGGGUCGGCCAGCACGGCGGCCUGCCUCAGCAGCAGCCCCUCCGCCACCUCCCUCGCCGCCCUCGCCAAGCCCAUCACGCCGCGGCGCCCCACUCGGCUGGUCAUUAGUGGGCGUGCGCGGCCGCGGCGGCCAUAUCACACCCCCUGCGUCACUAGGUUGUGCAAUGUGACCGUGACCCGGCUCCAGGUUACGCUGCCCCUUGGAGGUGACCUGAACUCCGUCACCCUCGCCGUCAAGAUGCAGUCCUCCAAGAGAACACUUCGCUCAAAUGAAAUCCCUGUCCCUCCCUGCGGCACGCUGGACACGGAGCUCCAGCUAACCUUCUCCUUACAGUACCCACACUUCCUGAAGCGAGAGGGCAACACCCUGCAAAUCAUGCUUCAACGGCGCAAGAAGUAUAAAAACCGAGCAUUUCUGGGGUUCAAGACGCUGGCUGUGGGGAUCAUCAACAUGUCACAGGUGUUGCAGAGGCCUGUUGACCGUGACCUGGAGCUGUACAGUGAGGGCAAGGAGAAGGGCUCGCCCCUGGCCCGGGUCACCAUGGUCUCCCUCUCCUCACAGCCGGUGGACACGGAUGAGCCAGGAGAAAGAACAAAGACCUUCAUGGCUGAUAAUCCUGGGGUACCGCAAGGUGGCUGCUCUCCAACACUUUGUCCUGAUAAUCCUCUUGGCCAACUUCCAUACCAACCCCGGAUUCCAGCUCUUGCAGACCGCUCCGUGGAUCUUGUGGAAGUGUACAGUGAUGAUGAUGAGGACUACAGCUCCCAAGAUGAAGGGAGUGACUCUGAGCCCAUCCUGGAAGACGGCACCAGACGAACUCACCACCACCAUCACCACCACUUGAGAUCAAACACUCGCUCCAAAAGUUUACCUCCAAAUGCUCGACAACGAAAUCUAAAGCAAAGGUUUAUUGCAUUGCUCAAGAGAUUUAAAGAUCCUGAGGCCUUUGAACAAGAUCAAGAGUUGGAUCCUAGAACUGGUGCUGAAGUAGAUGAAGCUGAAAUUGAGGACUUAUUUGACCAGCUGGAAGAUCUGAGCGACUCUGGACCAGAAGUUGACACAAUCUCCAUCACCUCCACGCCCAAACCCUCACUCCGGCCAUACUUCUCCUCGUCGCGCUCUUUACUUAAUGAAGGGGGUCCAUACCUGCGAUUGAAGGUCCCAGGUGCGUUGCGUCCCCAUGGUGUCAAAGCAGACAAGGUGGGAGCCGACAGGUUAAGCGACGAGAGCAGCAAGAGGGCAGACAGCGACCACAUGGAGAACUGGACCGACCAGGAGCACUCCGACCCCCAGUGUCUUGCCUCCUCGCCACCACGGGACGACAAGAACAAGAGCAACAAAGCUAAAUUGUUCAACAGAGAUCGCAGCAACAUGUCUCUGAAGGAACGGAAAAGCAUCUCCUCCACCGGCGGAUCAACGCCGCGGCAAGAAAAGACAGCCGUUGAACGUACCAAUUCAAGUGCCAAUGUUGAUUCUAGUCCGAGGAAAGUAUUAUUAGAGCAGUUGGCAAGAGUAUUACCAGUCGAGGACAUCCAGCUCCCCGACCACGUUGUUCUGGUCAACACAGCCGAGUCUCACGGGCCCCUGCUGGCGGCCCACCUCACCGACCACGGCCACCGCGUCAUCACAACCAUGGCCCUAGCAGAUGUCAAGGCAACCAUAUCUCACCUUGUAAAUAAACUACAAAAAUUCUGCAAUAGUAAUCUAAAAGCACCGGGUCCAAUGAAGGUGGUGGUAGUGGGCUCUGAUCUGUACAUAAGCUGUGUCCUGCGGCCAUAUGUUGAUCAGUUCUCAUCAAAACCUCCAGACUUCCAGAAUCACAUUAGAUUCCUUAUCAUUCCUCUUGGUGUAAAUAGUUUAGCAAAGUACUUAGGGUCUAUCGAUUCCGUAUACGGUGCAGCUUUUGUCAGUGAAUCUUGGAGAGAGGUUGUGGAGCGGUGGGAGAAGCCGGACGUACAGGAAGUUGUAAAUCGUGUUCAUAGAUAUCUGACACAAGCACAGCAGACACUGCACCUGCCCAUUGCUGAGGCCAUGCUGACAUACAAGGAAAAGAGUGGAGAUGACGAGUCCUCACAGGCAUUCGUACCGUUCAUCAUGGAUGUGCGGUUAGGAAGUGGCGAUGUCACCUCCACCUCUGUUGAUCUGGAGGACCCUGCCCUAGCACCCACAGCAGUCAUCCUUCCCGGGUCACCGCCAGCAGCCUCCACACCCACCACGGGGCUCAGCAUUGACAAGACUCGUGAAAACACCACACCUCCAUCAUCACCCAACAUCAAUAGCUCACACUUAGCUAAUUACAAGAUGCUUGCUGAAAGUGGAUGGCAUGAACCCUUGGACCUCCAGGUUGACUACUGGCUGGUGAGAGGCUCAGGCCGGGAGGAAAAGGAAAAGGACAAAGAGAAGGAGAAAGCCCGCAUUGAGGGUGGAAAAUACACUCUCAAAACAAGCUUCCGAACAUUGCAAGUUGCUCGCCUGGCCCCCCUCGGAGUGACCCAGCCAUUUGACCCCAGUUUUUGUCACCACCUAACCCUUUCAUAUGCUACUAAAGAAAAGAAACAGAGAAUCAUGAGACUUGGCAAGAAGAAGGAGAAGGAGAGGGAAACAGAGAGCCGCCGAGAGGUUGUUGACGGCGUGAGCAGGCUGCUGGGCAGCGCCAAGAACCAGCCCUUCAAAGUGAGCAUAGACUCUGCUGAGUGGAUGAAUGUAAAGUUCUUCCAGUUGUCCUCGCAGUGGCAGACACAGAUCAAGUCCUUUCCCAUCUCUCUUUUCACCCUGCAAGAUUCAAAUUUGUGACUCAGUCCUCCCAAGGAUUCAGAAAGUUAGUCUCGUUUUCUUUAUACAUUGUUGAACACUUUAGAAAUGGGCUAGAAAUUUAGAAUUGAAGCACAAAGAUCAGGAACAUCAAACAGUUGGUGUAUUAAAUAGUGAAAAUUGUCAGUUGUGAAAAAUGCAAGUUUCUCUAGCACUGUGUACUUAGGAUUUUGUCAUAAAAUACUACUUAACUGUAAAGGACUUCAUGUUGUAAGUCGCCUGGGAAGUUUUCCUUUCUAUCAGUUUGUCACAGAGAAUGAGGGCUUGAGGGCUCGUAAGAGGAAUGUUACCACCAAAGAGCAAACUGUGGCCAAGGAUUUCUUGUCCCCCAGAAAGGAAGGAGCAAUGCACAAGGAUGGAGAGAGCACUAUACCAUCCAUUCCUUUAAUAGAUUUAAAUAGGUACUUGUUUCUUGUUUCAGAUAUAAAGUAUCUUGAAGAGAUAUGAAUGUAGUUUUAUAUGCAGAUAGAAAAUACCUGAAGCAAUUUUCAUCUUCACUUGAAAAGAUUACAAAGAAUUUCUUUUUGCUGUAGAUAUGUUUGAUGUCAACCUUGAGUCAGUUUGGCGAGGCACGGGAUGUGAACUUUUGAAUGCUCAAAGCCCUUUUCUGUCCACAAGUUAGUAGAUUGCUUAUUCAGGAGCAGUUGCUCAAUAGAAGAGGAAGCCAGAAAUAUGGAUUAUGUUAAUAUUGCAAUUUUCUAAGUCAUAGCUUUUUUUUAUGUAAUUUUAAGUUCCAUUUUGGAAUGUGCUAGAAUGAUUUUUUUCAUAUUAUUUAAAUGUUGUCAGUGAUUCUUGAUAAAGUUCUCCGCCUCGACCUGUAGUGCUGGUGGAGGGUGAUGGAAAGCUCUGUUUUAUACUUUGCAAGACGCCAAGGGACUCUGGUGCAUAAAUGUAGUGGAAUUGUAAUCUCCAGUGAAUGAUAGACACAUUUUAAGUUGUUUUGCAUAUCAUACACAAAGAACACACACAUGUGAACUACACGGUUCCCAUAUAAGUUGAAUCAGUGUCCUCUUUAGAAAAAGGUAUAGGUCACAAUGCUGUGUUGAUCAUUCAAGCAUCUUGGUGAAUUCAUACUCAGUAAAACCUUUUAUUUAUGAGUUAGUAACUUUUUUUUUUUAAUGGAAUGCACACUAUUUUUUUCUGUCAUAUCACAUCUAGGGUGAAAGUUCCUCUUAACUUAAGAAUUAUUUAGAAUAUUAUUUUUGUAAAAAAAUAUAAUUUAGCUGUGGCAUUUCCAAAAGUUUUAGUAAGUUUAAAUCAGUGAAAUAAAAAUAGCUUCAAAGGAACCAAUUGUGGCUUCUAAAUAUUCAAUAGUCUUCCUUUAUGACUAAAAGAAAAAAAAAAAUUGGCAAAAAUCAAAUAAAUAAUAUAUUUUACAUAAUGAGGAUUCACAGAAAAUGCAUUCUUAUAUGACUGGCUUAUUAUUGUUAUUAUUACUAUCAUCAACAUCAUCAUCGUGAGUAACACAGACUGUAUCAAAAGAGAUAUUCCUUGCACGCAACAGACCGCCUUGUGGUGCGGUGCACAGUGAAAGCCCUCCUAUUGGGACUCAUUACUCAAAGCAUUCCAACUAAAUGAAUCAUCUUUGAACACCUCCAAAACUUACUUCAUGCAGACGUGGUACUCAGCUUCCUGUAGUGCUGUCCUUCACGCUUCUCAGCCCUUCCCUCCCUGUUUUACAAACUGAGGCAUCCUUAGGCCAGUGGUAAGAUAAAGGGGUUGCAGUUUCAUUUUAAGGUUUCUACACAAGUCUGCAAUAAGUUUUUUUUCCCUUCAUUAUAUGAAGCUUUCAUAUUGUGUAUAUAUUUAGAUAUUUUUUAAGUGCUAAAAUUGUAAGCUGAAUAAAAUAGUUUAGUCUAUGAUUUUCCAAUAGUAUUUUAUUCACUGUGCAGUGAAUGAAAACAUUAUUUUCAUCAUAUUUGAUGACAAUUUGAGCCUGUCAAAACUAAGUCACAGAUGGAGUCAUCAGGAUGGGCUGACCUUUGACAUGUUUUUAUGUAACUUUCUGUCUGGUUCCUUCAGUGUUCAUGAGUGUAGGUCUGUGCACUGCUGCUUGUCUUGAAGAAGUUACAUUCAUGGCCUUUCUGGUGACAAGCUUUAAGUGCAGCAAAGUGCAGUACUAUUCAGAAACAGUAAAUGGCUCAUUGCCUAAAGCAGCUGAGCUGAGCACUUAAAUUUUAGUUUGGAUUCAGUGGGCUGCAUAAUGUUCCUCCUUUUUCCACGUGUGUGAAGGCUUCAUUGCCUAAGGAUUACAAUACCAGAAUAUUAAUAUCUAUAAAAGAUAAUCUAUAGUCAUAAAACAAAACUAUUAGCCAAGUAAUGUAUACCAUGCUUAACCUCUCACACCAAUUUGCCAUCACUCGAUGAAAACUGCACAUCUCAUGUUUAGGAAAACACUGCGGAAAGAAACCCUCCAUAUACUAUUUUUGAUUUGGCAGAACUUGGGUAAGCAACUAGUAGCUGAUUUGUAGCUAUGCCUCUAGAGGUAACAACUGGGCAAUUAUUACUCGUAUUAUUAUCAUUAUUAUGAUUAUUAUUAUUAUUGUUUUUAUUAUUAUUAUUAUUAUUUGGAUCACACACAUCCCACUUUGUCUAGAUGGAAAGGCUUUUAGUGCAUUGCUCCAUCCAGUGCACAGUGACCCAGACCUGAGGGGCCCAGCACACACCCAGCACAGGUGUAGAUGUAAGGCAACAAGCUCUUGAGCCAGACAUGACAUGGUUCCAUUCACUAUUCUGUGCCUCACAUAUAGAUGUUUUGCCAAGAAAAAAAGAAUUUAUAUCACAAAAAUUUCAAAGUUUUCUUUUACUUUGCCUUUCUUUUUAUUUUUUUAUCAUCACCUAUUUUUCAUGUUGCCAUCUUUUCACAUCAACAAAAAUGUGACUUGUGUCGUGCUUCUCUGUGCCACUCUCUUGGUUUUGCUUCAGUGUUGUCAUGAAAGUCUUUAUCUCAGCUUCCUGCUGCCACCUCCACACACCUGACCCUUGCUGCCACACGAGGUCAGUCACCAAGUCCAUGAAACCAUUGAAUUGUUCAUACAUUGUUGUCUGAAAAUUGCCUCCCAGUUUAGUGUGAGAGCAAAACCUGCCUGUUACUGUAUUUUAAUGUUGUAAAUAAAGAACUUGAAACUGAA
Molecule: messenger RNA, 6743 nt
Organism: Eriocheir sinensis (Chinese mitten crab)
Lineage: Eukaryota; Metazoa; Arthropoda; Malacostraca; Decapoda; Varunidae
Gene: KrT95D
Product: phosphofurin acidic cluster sorting protein 1-like
Exons: 19
Coding region: 292-3594 (1100 amino acids)
Biological process (GO): protein localization to plasma membrane
Source: RefSeq, a predicted model, not a curated record